Messenger RNA from Quercus lobata, 2489 nucleotides. Its product is annotated as bromodomain testis-specific protein. The record is from RefSeq and is a predicted model, not a curated record. Lineage: Eukaryota; Viridiplantae; Streptophyta; Magnoliopsida; Fagales; Fagaceae. The transcript is spliced from 8 exons. The coding region runs from base 16 to 1011 and encodes 331 amino acids.
UAUAAAGUGGUGAACAUGGGAAUUAUGAUGUGUAGUCAGUCAUUCAUUGAGAUUGAGUCCCAUUUCCCUUAUUAUUCAUUGAAUCCCAUUUCCCAUAUUGGAUAUUUACUUAUAUAUAUACACACUCUGUUACGUUUGGGAUUUAAAUUCCUUACCUUUCUCACGUACACAACAGUCACAGACAACAAAAACACAUUCCAAUUAACCAAUUUAGCUUCUUCACUCUCGCUCUCUCUCUCUCAAACUCUCAACCUCGUACCGUUCUCCGUUGCCCAUUUCUCUCCUUACAUUUGUCAAUCACUUGCUUUCCUUGUUAUGUCAGAAGCUUCAAGGAACACAGUCACCAGAUCGGAAUUAACUCAUAUAGGACCAGAUUACUUUGGUUACUAUACACGCGAAGUAGUAGAACUGUUGUCUCAAGAUGAUGAUAUUCUGCCUUCUGCUUCCCAAACAUCUAGUUUAUCUGGAAGAAAAUGUGGGGAGGUCGUGGGGAACAAUACAAUUGAGUAUAGGAACAAAUUUUCUGGUUCUUUAUUAACUAAUAGCAUAGGAGCUGGACUUUCAGAUUUCAAAAAAGAAGGAUUGAAGGCAUUGCUGCGGCAGGGUAUAUCUAUUCUUUCACCAGAAGUUGAUGAGAUGCUGGAUCCUGUUCUAGCUGUCUGUCGGUUAAAAUCUGAAGUAAGAAGGAGAAAGAGUCCAUUGAGUCAUACGGGUGCCACAUAUGACAGUGAUGCAGGGCAGGUUCCACAUAAGAAACUCAAGACUACAGAAGCCCCUAAGAAGAGUGCUGCUCUGGAGGGGUCUAAGGAGUUUCAUUUGGAAUCAAACAGAGGUUAUGAGGAAGACCACAGAGAGAUGGAUGACUUGCAGUUCUUUCUAGAGAACGAUACCUUGGAGGUUGAGGAUACAGUGAACAAAUUUUCUGAUGAACUCUCUGCAAAAUUAGGCUACAUGGAGCAGCAGCUUGGGGAGCUUCUUGGUGCUAUAAUGUCCACAUGCAGUGGCAUUUGACUACAAGUUAAAUACCUUUUUGAAAUGUAUGGCCUAAAGGGAUAUAAUGUGCUUUUGAGAGUUGAGAAUUAGACUAGAGAGAACAAUGUACUGUUCUGGGAUGUGGAUGGUUUUGUAAUAACAGUAUAACACCCUCUAAUCCCGUUAUGUACCUAGAAAGACAUUGAGUUCAGUAGAACAAAUUUAGAUGGCCAUGUGUGUGCUUCAAUGCUUAGUAAUAUAUGUAUACUUUCCUUCUUUUUGACAAGUAAUAUUGAGGCUUCAUAUGUCCCUAAAAAAAAAGUUGAUACAUUAGAAAGCUACUGGAUUUCCAACAAGCCCUGCUAGGGAAAUGGUUGUGGCACUUCAGGGUGGAGAGGCAUUCCCUUUGGGGAAGAGUGAUAGAAACCAAAUAUGGGACCUUUCGGAGUGGAUGUUGCACAGAAAAUGCGGAGGGGUCAUAUGGUGUGAGUUUAUGGAAAUACAUAUGCUAAGGUUGGUUAAAGUUUGAGGAUUUUAUAAGAUACAAGGUGGGACAAGCACAAAGAUCUUAUUUUUGGUAAUGACUGUUAGUGGAGCGAUGAGGGUUUCAAGAUCCGGUACUCUGGAAGUUUUUCUUGAUUGCAAGGAAUAAAGAUGCAAAGGUGGCUGACUAUUUGGAGAUGUCAAGGAGUAUUCACUGGAAUGUUUCUUUCACUCAAGCAGUCCAAGAUUGGGGGUUGGUAUCCAAUAUCCAUGGAUCCUUUCUUGGAGUAUUUGUAUGCUACUAAGGGGGAUAUAGCCAUAUAGGAUGAUUUGGAUUCUCUUGAAAGCUCAUAGUUCUAACGUAAGUAGUUGUUAUAAGCCUUUGAGAAAUGGGGGGACUAGCAUUUCCCUUGGAGAACUUUUUGGCUCUUUAAAAAGUGUAAAAUUUUAACAAUGAAUAAUUUAAGGAAAGGGGUAUCAUUAUUAUAAAUUGGUGUUGUAUAUGUAAAUAUUUGAGGAAAGGGGUAUCAUUAUUAUGAAUUGGUGUUGUAUAUGUAAAUAUUUGAGGAAAGGGGUAUCAUUAUUAUGAAUUGGUGUUGUAUGCGUAAGUUUGACGGGGAGACUUUAGGUCACCUCUGAUGCAGGACAGACCAAAAUGAUGCAACACUGAAAUUAAGAAAAAUAAAUAAAUAAAGGAUAGGUAACAUAGAAGUCAGCACCAAGCAAAAGAGAACAGCUCGGAGACAGCACAUUAAUCAUUAGAAGAAUUUCAAGAGAAAUUUUAUUCAUCGUCAAAAUAAUCAGUCUCCAUAAGAGUACAAGAUUAUGCUUAUAUAGACUACUAAACCCUAAUUCUAUGACUUUUAGGAAACCAAAUUUGAAAUGACCUGGGAAAUCCCAAUUAUCCAAGUCCAAAAACAAAAAUAGCCUUAACUCUGGGACAUUGAAUACAAAUACUAAUAAACCUAAUGAAGUGCUAAUACCUAAAAUAAAAUUCAAUUUCCUCCAAUAUUAAAUAAAAUACUAAAUUAAAA